AAGUACUACAUACAGUGCACCGAUUACUUGACCCUCCUUUGGCAGUUACCAGUUUUGCUCGGUGCAUGAAAUAGGAAUUCCUCUAUCCCAAACGAUAAUCACUAGAAGAAAGCACUUCCUUUCCGAUUCAGAGCUCUCCUCCUUUGAGUUCACCAUUAAAACUCCGUGCUUGUGAUUCUUCUCCAGAGGUAGGAAGAAGGCAAUGCAGAAAAAUGCAAAGAGUAAAUGUGCAUCUUCAUCACAUCAUCUGUUUGUAGACAAUGCAAAGAAUAGACUGAAUGAUCUCCAAGAAAGGUUCUCUAACCUUCAAGCUGCGAUAAAGGAUGGUCGCGUUAGUGAUGUUGCAAUAUUGGAGGAGCAGGUGUAUCAGAGUCUCCGUGAGUGGAAAGCUGAUCUAGAUGCACCAUCCCCAGCAUCUUCUGUGCUUGGUGGUAGCCUUGGAACUUUCUCAGAUGACAUUGGCCGCCUUUUGAAAUUGUGUGAGGAGGAAGAUGAUGCAACUAGUGCAUUGGCAGAACAAUCAGUUUUAAAGCCUGAGCCUACUGAUCAAAAUCUUAAUAUUGGCCAUUUCACAGCAUUUGAAGAUGGCUGCUUACCAAACAGUGACUCUCAGAUCCAUAAUUUUCAAGGGUUUGAUCAAUCCAACAGCUCUGCCUUAGCUUUGCAGGAUAUGGUGGUUAGCACCUCUGAUAUGAAUACUUUUCUGGAUUGUCAUCACUUCAUUUUGGAUGAAGGAUUCAACCAUGGGCUUUCCUUUGGUUAUACUGAUGGUAAAGAGCUUGGAAAGAGUGCUGAGAUGAACAACCUGCCCAUCAAUCCCCCUCCUGCUGCUUUCAUGGGGCCACAAUGUGCACUCUGGGACUGCACAAGGCCUGCUCAAGGAUCUGAAUGGUUUGCAGACUAUUGUAGCAACUUUCAUGCUACUCUGGCUUUGAAUGAAGGUCCACCUGGUAUGACUCCAGUUUUGCGGCCCUGGGGCAUUAGUUUGAAAGAUAAUUCACUGUUUAAUGCUCUUACUGCAAAGAAACAGGGCAAGAAUGUAGGUAUUCCUCAAUGUGAAGGAGCUGCUAGUAUGAAAUCUCCAUGGAAUGCGGCUGAGCUAUUUGAUCUUCGCUUGCUUGAUGGUGAAACAAUUAGAGAAUGGCUCUUUUUUGAUAAGCCUAGAAGGGCAUUUGAAAGUGGAAGUAGGAAGCAGAGGUCAUUACCGGACUACAGAGGACGCGGUUGGCAUGAAUCCAGGAAGCAAGUGAUGAAAGAGUUUGGUGGGCAGAAGAGGUCCUAUUACAUGGACCCUCAACCUCCAGGCUGCUACGAAUGGCAUUUAUACGAAUAUGAGGUUAAUAACUACGAUGAGUGUGCAUUAUAUAGGUUGGAAGUGAAGCUUGUCGAUGAAAAGAAAACUCCGAGAGGCAAAGUUAUGAAGGAUUCACUUGCUGAUCUGCAAAAGAAGAUGGGAAAGCUCACUGCUGAUACUUCAGAUAGCAGUCCCUCUACCAAGGGCAGGACAAAGGUUGAUGGAAAAACUAAAGCUGAAGAUGUUGAUUCUUCUGAGGAUCACAAGACUACUGGUGCUGGAUCUGUAGGCUGUGAUUCCAUACAAUGGUCUUCAAAGUAAAUUUGAUUGACUACCAUUGUACAUCAUGGAGCUUGCUUGAAUGUGAAAACUAACAGCGAUUUAUAACAAGAAGUCGGAAAUGAACUCGUCAAAAUUAUUUAAAAAAAAAGUCACCCAUUGCAUACUGUGUUGAGUCGAAUAGCAUCGCACAGGUUUUAAGUAUAUAUUUCAGCCAAAUAUAGACACUGGUUUCGAAAUUUUAUAAUAAUGCAUUUAUGGUUUAGUGAUUUGAGGGGAUACUCGGAUUUAA
Messenger RNA from Manihot esculenta (cassava), 1865 nucleotides. RefSeq names its product transcription factor VOZ1. The record is from RefSeq and is a predicted model, not a curated record. NCBI's taxonomy places the organism in Eukaryota, Viridiplantae, Streptophyta, Magnoliopsida, Malpighiales, Euphorbiaceae. The transcript has 5 exons. Gene Ontology annotation, biological process: regulation of DNA-templated transcription; positive regulation of long-day photoperiodism, flowering. The coding region runs from base 203 to 1615 and encodes 470 amino acids.